AUGACGAUAAUCGCAGUGUUGUUUUUCACAACAUUAAUAUUACCAUAUGGAUUUUCUGAAGAAAAUACAAAUAAACGGACACCAGUAUCUGUUACGCGAACAGAACUACGUGUGGCCAAAAGUUUAGAUCCAGAUAAAGUUCAGACAUUAAAUGUUGUUACAAAAACUGGAUCAAUUGCUAAAUUAAUUGUAAAACGUCGUGAUUCAAAAUCAUCAAAUGAAAAUCAAAAAUUAUCAACUAGCCCAAUUGUAGAUAGUUCAACAUCGACAAAACAAAAUGAUAAACUUGUAACGUCCACAACACCAAUUCCCACGGAAAAAGUUACAGAAAAAUAUGAACCCAAGUAUAUUGUAACACCAAAUCGUAAUAAAUAUGAUGGACAAGUCCAAGCUGAAUAUGGAAAUUGGUCACCGAUUUCAAUUGUAACAUUAAAUCCAACUUUAUUCACUUUGGAAGAAACAUCAAGGGCGCAUAAUUCAGAAGGAACACAGCCAAAAAACGUUUAUAUUACAUCGUCAAGUUUUAAUAUGGAUAAAGAAAAUAUUUACAGAGCCCUACCAGAACCCGUUAACAUACGCUCCGAUAAUAUUUAUGUUAAGAAUGAGGAGGCCAAAAGAGGUCGGGCUAUUGUGCCAUUAACUACAGUUAAUGAAAAUCAAGGAAGCCCUGCAGUCAUUCCUGUAAUUCAAGGAGUUCGUGUCCCAGAUGAUGAGGAAGAUAAAUUUAAAACUUGGCGAAAUGCUCGCGUUAUCAAUGGUGAAUUAGUUCCAUAUGAAAAAGGCUACAAGCCACAACCAGCAAUACCUAUUGGUGAGUUAGUAUUCGCCAGUAAAGUACCAUUGAAUGACAAAAACACUAAAGGUAUUGGACCCUUCACUAAGUUGGAUAAUUUUGCAGCAUCCGAAUCAAAAGGUAAUAUUGGUCCAUUCACUGUUAGAGACAACAUGCUAAAUCGAAACGAGCAAAAUUAUGAGGAAUACAUUGGUAACAAAAAUAACUAUAUCCGAUUCAACUCGGACACUAGUUUUGGACCGUUUACAAAAGCUGACAAUUCACGUUUAGCGAAUUCGAAACUGAUCGAUUACAUUAAAGAAAUUAAUGCACAAGAAUUAAAACGAGAUUAUUUUUCGGGUCGCAUUCGUAAGAAUAUUGAUUAUGAUUCGGAUGAUCAAAGUAGUAUACGUUUUCCACAAACAGACACUACACAAAUUCAACGGAGAAUGUUACAGUACCCUGGAAAUGUAAAUUAUCCAACAUCCAAAGUUUAUAGUCCAUCAUCAAGUUCCACAACAAAACUAAGUCCAGUUAAUUUUGUGGAUGGUGUUCGUACGCCAGUUUUACAGUAUGCACAUCCGGAGUUAGGUGUGCAACCGGUAAAAGUUCCAAGUGAAGAAGAUCAACAGAAAGCUGUAUCACCUGCAACAACUACUUACAAACCCAAUCAAAAUAGUGAACGUACCUAUUAUUUGAAAGGAGAAACUCCAAACAAUAAAAAUAACUAUUAUGGCACGGAUGCUGGCCGACAAACAAAAUAUUACGAUAACACCCAACAAACUUCAGGUGGAUAUUAUCAAAAUUAUCCAUACAAUAAUGGAUAUUAUACAAUCAAACAUACAUACGAGCAACCUUUCUGGUAUAAAAUUACAGAGUCGAUAAAAGAUAAUAUUCAAACUGGAGUGGAGCGGAUGCAACAAUUUACUCGUCCAGUAUUUGAACCACUUGUCGAAGCCACUCAUAAAAUUUCACAAAAUUUGGGAUUUUCUCCACAACAUCAACAACAACAAGUGGCACAAGAUAAAAUUGGAACGGCUCCAGUCAUUGGUGCUGCAAGUGGGUCAAUAAUUUUACCAGCAUUAGGCUUAGUUGCCGGAGGAGCUGCUCUUGGUUUAGGUGCCGCUGCUGUUGGACGAUUUAUGGAUAUUGGAUUAAUGCGAAGUAAUCAAGAUGCUGAUAAUUAUUUAAAUGAAUUAGAAAUGCAACAUAAACGCGCAUUAAAUACAUAUCAAGCUUAUAAUAAUGAUCCAAGAACAACGAGUGAUAUAUACGUGAUAAUGGAUGAUCAAAUUACAUCCGCGCAAGCACCGCAAAGUCAAACAAUUCGUCGUAAUAAACGUGCUGUGAAUGAUGAAAAUAGUGAAGUGUUUGUAUUACAAGAAUUGGCACAAGACUUAAAGAAUGGUGAUGGUACAUAUAGUGCUGAUUUACAGCAUUUAACGCAAGCAGCGCAAUGGACUGAUACACCGUGUGCAAAACGUUUAUUUUGUGAUGUGAUGUUACGACAAAAAUCCGAUCAAGUAUUGCUCAUGGAAAAGAAAAUGGACUCAUUUUUAUCAUUGGUACAUCCAAUUGUUGCCGAAAGUGUGUCAUACCAUUUACACGAUGUCAUGAAUGCAGUUAAACGACACGAUUGUUCACAGUUUGUAUGCACAGAGCGGUCAUAUUAACUAAUUUAAUUUUUACAAAAAAUUACUAACAACAA
Chrysoperla carnea is the source of this 2480-nucleotide messenger RNA. RefSeq lists its product as uncharacterized. The record is from RefSeq and is a predicted model, not a curated record. The coding region runs from base 1 to 2445 and encodes 814 amino acids. The transcript has 3 exons. Lineage: Eukaryota; Metazoa; Arthropoda; Insecta; Neuroptera; Chrysopidae.